AUGCUUGGAUGGCAGUCAUUUUUUUCCGCAUUAUUCGCAUCCAUAUCAUUUAUACGCACACAAAAAUUGCUUGUCAUUAUUGUUGAAGGAUUACCUGGUAACCGUUUCCAUGAACUAAGUAAUUUACCCGGAUUUAGAAAUUUUCAUGAAAAUGGCGUUUGGUCUACACUGCUUUAUCCCCAAUUUCCAACUCUGCCUUUACCAAAUCGCCAAACAAUAAUGACAGGACUUUUAUCAAAAAACCAUGGUUUUGUUGGUGAUUAUUUGUAUAAUUGGCGCACGCAACAAAUUUUUUACAAUUUUGAAUCGACGAAUGAUUUAUCAAAAGAUUUGUGGUGGAAGAAUGAACCAAUAUUCAUAACAUCGCAAAAAGCUGGAGCUCCUACUGCACUCUUCUUUUUUCCUGAAUGCGAGGUGCUUUGGCGACCUCGGGUUUCAAUUUGUGAAUCGCCUCAUCCCGACCGUUCAUCGUUGGACGAUAUGAGAAAUAUCUAUCAAAUAAUCGAAGCCACUCAAACGAAUGAUCUUGUAAUGGUAAAUCACGUAAAAAUACGCGAAAUAAUUGAAAAACAAGGAAUGGCCAAUUUUCGAACGAAAGUUUUUCCAGAGAUUACUGCAUUUUUAAAAGGACUGGAAAGAUUAGAAUCUGAAAUCCGUCAAAGGAUUGACUUAAAUAUGAUUGUUAUAUCACCACAUGGAUAUAUCGAUGUGACUGAACUAAAUAAACACGUCAUUGAUAAUUAUAUAUCAAUGGAUAAAAUUAAUAUAACGAUUGGUGCUGGAGCCGUUAAACAAAUUAUUACCAAUUCAGGUUUCACGCAAGAGAUUUACAAUCAAUUGCGUUUUGUUUCUCCUAUUCCUAACGCUAAAAUCUACUAUACAAUUCCACAAAUAAGUGAUAUUCCAUCUUGGUUUGUUUAUGAGAAAAGCGACCAUAUACCAGAUCUCGUGCUAAUUGCUACUCCUGGAAGUGCCAUUUAUUCCGAGAAUGAAGAUAAACAAAUACCAUUUCCAUCACGAAUUCGUCCAGUGAAAAGUAUCAGUGGAUAUAAUAACGAAUAUCCAGAGAUGCUCGGACUAUUUCUUGCAUACGGACCUAUAUUUCAAAGAGGAAUGCGAAAGGGUCCAAUAAAUUUAGUGGAUAUUUAUGCCUUAAUAUGUGACAUUCUUCAUCUGCCAUGUCUGCGAAAUGAUGGAAAUUCGUCAAACGUUGAGGAUAUUUUAAAUGAAAGCUUUUACCAAAAUAAUAAUGCUGCUGGUCGAUUUAAUCGACUCAAUUUUUUCUGUAAAUACAUUAAUAUAUUUGCAAAUCGAUGUAUUUUCAUAAUUUUUAUUCUUUGUUGCAAAAAUUAUUUUAUAAUAUUUUCCGGCUAUUAG
This is a messenger RNA of Dracunculus medinensis (Guinea worm), 1377 nucleotides long. The record is from the annotation of a GenBank genome assembly. Lineage: Eukaryota; Metazoa; Nematoda; Chromadorea; Rhabditida; Dracunculidae.